Caenorhabditis bovis is the source of this 498-nucleotide messenger RNA. The record is from the annotation of a GenBank genome assembly. NCBI's taxonomy places the organism in Eukaryota, Metazoa, Nematoda, Chromadorea, Rhabditida, Rhabditidae.
AUGUCUCUUUCUCUUUUAACUCCUCGUCUUGUGUCUAAGGGUACUCUUGCCCGCAUCAUGGUCAUCAGAAACGCUUCUGGAUCUGUUCUCAAGCACGACCAAUCAUUGAAGUUGAAUGAGACUGGACACUUCGUCUACCAGCGUGAUGUGUCGCGUGACAAGCGUUACUCGAACCCAGCCAAGCUAGGAGACACCCCGGCUAGAUUUUUGUUCCGUCGCCUUGGACACGCUUACGAGAUCUACCCACUCUAUGCUCUUACCGGAAUCUGGUUCUGCCUCUUCUGCUAUGUUGUCUACUACUCGUUCGAAAAGAACGAAGUCUGGCUCGACAGAAGCCAGAGCGCUGCUCCAUGGGAUUGGGAGAGAAUCCGCAACAACUAUUGGAAGAAGCCAACUUUGGUGUUCGAUCCACAAGGAGUCACCCACAAAAGACUUGAAAUCAUGGAAACGAUUCAGGACGAAAUGGUUGCCGCCGCCAAGCAACGAGGAACCCGAUAA